Molecule: messenger RNA, 909 nt
Organism: Eubalaena glacialis (North Atlantic right whale)
Lineage: Eukaryota; Metazoa; Chordata; Mammalia; Artiodactyla; Balaenidae
Gene: RANBP1
Product: RAN binding protein 1
Exons: 6
Coding region: 127-768 (213 amino acids)
Biological process (GO): positive regulation of mitotic centrosome separation; nucleocytoplasmic transport
Cellular component (GO): centrosome; nuclear pore; cytoplasm
Molecular function (GO): GTPase activator activity
Source: RefSeq, a predicted model, not a curated record
GGAGGGAAGAGAGGGCGGGCGGGAGGUGCCGGCGCCAGACGCGGAGGAAGGAGCUGCGACCAGCCGCCGAGAGGCCGCGGAGCCCGCGACGACCGAGCCAGCCGAGCCGCCGCCGCCGCCGCGCCCAUGGCGGCCGCCAAGGACACCCACGAGGACCACGACACCUCCACCGAGAAUGCCGACGAGUCCAACCAUGACCCCCAGUUUGAACCAAUAGUUUCUCUUCCUGAGCAAGAAAUUAAAACGUUGGAAGAAGAUGAAGAGGAGCUUUUUAAAAUGCGGGCCAAGCUGUUCCGGUUCGCUUCAGAGAACGACCUCCCGGAGUGGAAGGAGCGGGGCACUGGGGACGUCAAGCUGCUGAAGCACAAGGAGAAGGGGACCAUCCGCCUCCUCAUGCGCAGGGACAAGACCCUCAAGAUCUGCGCCAACCACUACAUCACACCGAUGAUGGAGCUGAAGCCGAACGCAGGCAGUGACCGUGCCUGGGUCUGGAAUACCCACGCAGACUUCGCCGACGAGUGCCCCAAGCAGGAGCUGCUGGCCAUCCGCUUCCUUAACGCCGAGAAUGCACAGAAAUUCAAAACAAAGUUUGAAGAAUGCAGGAAAGAGAUUGAAGAGAGAGAAAAGAAAGGAUCUGGCAAAAAUGAUAGUGCCGAGAAAGUAGCUGAGAAGCUAGAAGCUCUUUCGGUGAAGGAGGGCAAGGAGCCCGAGAACGAGACCAAGGAGCCCGAGAACGAGACCAAGGAGGUGGCUGAGGAGGAGCAAUGAGUCAGCUCCUGUUGUGUUCUUUCUCCCUGUCUUUUCCCUUUUUCUUUUUUUAAAUUUUGCCCUGCACCCUUCUUUUUGGUUUGUUUUUAUUCUGUUUUGUUUUUACAAGGGACUUUAUAUAAAGAACUGACUUCCAACAUU